CUUCUUCCUCACAUUCUGCGCUCCACCACUCUGCUUCUCAACUUCUCUCUCUCUCUCUCUCUUCUCUUUCUUCUUCUUCUUCUUCUUCUUCUUCUUCUGCAAAUAACAGUAAUAACUGAAGCUUGGGAGAAAGGAAAGGAAAUGGAGAAUAGUGAGAGCAAACAUGGCGGUGGGGCGAAGCCGUCGAGGUUCAAGCGCGUCUGCGUCUUCUGCGGAAGCAGUCCCGGCAAGAACCCGAGCUACCAACUCGCUGCUAUCCAGCUCGGCCACCAGCUCGUGGAGAGGUGCAUUGACUUGGUUUACGGUGGAGGGAGCAUUGGCUUGAUGGGUCUGGUUUCCCAGGUCGUCUUCGACGGCGGUCGCCACGUGCUGGGAGUGAUUCCCAGGACUCUGAUGCCACGGGAGAUAACAGGAGAGACGAUUGGAGAAGUGAGACCGGUGUGCGGGAUGCACCAACGCAAGGCAGAGAUGGCGCGCCAUGCCGACGCAUUCAUCGCCUUGCCAGGUGGAUAUGGCACUUUGGAGGAGCUCCUGGAGGUCAUCACAUGGGCUCAGCUGGGCAUUCAUGAUAAGCCGGUGGGAUUGUUGAAUGUGGAAGGGUACUACAACUCGCUGCUGUCAUUUUUAGACAAGGCUGUGGAUGAAGGCUUCGUUUCUCCUUCGGCUCGCCAUAUUAUCGUCUCUGCCCCGACUCCUCAUGAACUCAUGUCUAAGCUUGAAGAGUACGUACCCGAGCAUUCGGGAGUGGCCUCUAAACAAUGCUGGGAGAAGGAGCAACAAGCGGGAUACUAUUGCACCAAGUCCGAUAUUGUUCGUUGACCCAAAUCUGACGAAUUCCAGAAACAUAUAUAUUAGUGGAUAUGGUAGAGAAAGCAGGGAGAUCUUGGUAAAUUUUCUUCCAGCGGUAGAUACAACAGCUAAGCACCUUUGGUUCAAGAAUGGCAAAAAUCAAUAUAUAAAUCAAGGGCAUGCGAGCUCAUUGGGGAUGUAGAUCCAUUCUUGUUUUGUACUCUGUCCUUUCUUAUUUCUAGUGUUCAUUUGGUGCUUAUCUGUAGGAA
This is a messenger RNA of Eucalyptus grandis, 1058 nucleotides long. RefSeq names its product cytokinin riboside 5'-monophosphate phosphoribohydrolase LOG1. The record is from RefSeq and is a predicted model, not a curated record. Gene Ontology annotation, molecular function: hydrolase activity, hydrolyzing N-glycosyl compounds. Gene Ontology annotation, biological process: cytokinin biosynthetic process. Gene Ontology annotation, cellular component: nucleus; cytosol. NCBI's taxonomy places the organism in Eukaryota, Viridiplantae, Streptophyta, Magnoliopsida, Myrtales, Myrtaceae. The coding region runs from base 142 to 819 and encodes 225 amino acids. The transcript is spliced from 7 exons.